AUGGAGGGCCAGAACGGAACGCAGGAAGAAGAAAAGAGGGAUCUUUAUGGCUCUAGUCAUCGAAAGAGUCAUGCUCUCAAGGCCGUCGCUGAUUCUUCCUCAGAAGACAAUGCUGAAGAAGAUUCUGAUGACCCAGAAAGGAUCAGCAAGGAUCUCGCGUUGACCACAAAAAGGUUCCAGCACUUCCGAAAGAAAGACCUAACUCAGAAGAAGGGUUCCAGCAACUCUGGCAGCUCAAAAUAUGACUUGGUAAAUAGCGACCAUGGAAAUGGGAAGAGCAAGAACUACGACUCAGAUGAUGAGAAGAAAUCACAGAAGUUCUUCAAGAAGAACGCCAACUCCUCCUCCAAGUCUUCGUCGAGAUCUUCUUCAAGGAAUCCCUCCAAGUCGUCUUCCAACCGCAAGAACACCUCUCGCAAGGCCAAGGCGUACAUCGACAAGGAGAUGGACUCUGAUGAGGAAGAGCCAUCCGACUCUGAUGGGGCUCUCUCCACAACUUAA
Messenger RNA from Aegilops tauschii subsp. strangulata, 501 nucleotides. NCBI's taxonomy places the organism in Eukaryota, Viridiplantae, Streptophyta, Magnoliopsida, Poales, Poaceae. The record is from RefSeq and is a predicted model, not a curated record.